AUGACCUUCAAAAUAAACCAAGAAAUUGCUGUCUGCGGAGGUAGAUUACUUAAAUUAUCCCAUGAAUCUAUCGCAACCAAGACUUCUAUGGAUGUAAACGUCUACCUUCCUAAACAAUUCUAUCAGAAGAGUAGUAAAAUAAUCCCAAGUAUAUAUUACUUAUCAGGUUUGACAUGUUCACCACAGAAUGCUUCAGAAAAGGCCUUCUGGCAAAUUCAAGCUGAUAAAUAUGGUUUUGUAAUGGUUUUCCCAGAUACAUCUCCAAGAGGUGAAGGUGUUGCUACAGAUCCUGAAAAUAGUUGGGAUUUUGGUAUUGGUGCUGGUUUCUAUGUAAAUGCUACCGAAGAACCAUAUUCCAAGAACUAUCAUAUGUUUGACUAUGUCCAUAAUGAAUUGCCAAAGAGCUUAAGUGAACACUUCAACAAAGAUGGUAAAAAAAUUGAUUUCUUAGAUAAUAUUGCAAUCACCGGUCAUUCAAUGGGGGGAUUUGGUGCCAUUUCCGGUUAUUUAAAAACAUUGGAUAAGAAUCAAUAUAAAUCAUGUUCAGCAUUUGCACCAAUUGUUAAUCCAAUGAAUGUGCCAUGGGGUCAAAAAGCCUUUAAAGGUUAUUUGGGUGAUGACAAAUCGAAAUGGGAGCAAUAUGAUCCUUGUCAAUUGUUGAAAGUUGUGCCAUCUAAGAACAAUGACAAGAUUUUGAUUCAUGUCGGCACAAACGAUCCAUUUUUGGAAAGAGAAUUAAAACCAGAUAAUAUUGUUGAAGCUUCAAAAGGGACAACUUGGGAAAACAAAAUUGACAUGAAUAUCGCUGAAGGAUUUGACCAUUCAUAUUAUUUCAUAAGCACAUUUGUUCCAAUGCAUGCUGAAUUUCACGCUAAGAAUUUAGGUUUAAUUUAG
This is a messenger RNA of Vanderwaltozyma polyspora DSM 70294, 894 nucleotides long. RefSeq names its product S-formylglutathione hydrolase. Gene Ontology annotation, biological process: formaldehyde catabolic process. Gene Ontology annotation, molecular function: S-formylglutathione hydrolase activity. Gene Ontology annotation, cellular component: cytosol. The transcript has a single exon. Bases 1 to 894 code for a protein of 297 amino acids. The record is from RefSeq and is a predicted model, not a curated record. NCBI's taxonomy places the organism in Eukaryota, Fungi, Ascomycota, Saccharomycetes, Saccharomycetales, Saccharomycetaceae.